Eremomyces bilateralis CBS 781.70 is the source of this 2483-nucleotide messenger RNA. RefSeq lists its product as uncharacterized. NCBI's taxonomy places the organism in Eukaryota, Fungi, Ascomycota, Dothideomycetes, Eremomycetales, Eremomycetaceae. The record is from RefSeq and is a predicted model, not a curated record. The transcript has 3 exons. Bases 148 to 2367 code for a protein of 739 amino acids.
UUGUUAAUUCAUCAUUGCCGUUCGGGUACAUAUCUUUAAAAGUUUCAUAUUCUAAUACAUACGGCCACAUCAACCUGAAUAUAGGGCAUCCCGUCCGCUCUGCCGUACUCAAGCAGGUUAGAGAUGGAAUAGUACUACGGUCUAUCCAUGGUCCAAGAGACUAUCGACAACGAAGAUGGGGAACCCGAGGUCAUGGACGAGGUGGACGAGGUGGACGAGGAAGAUCUAGACCACUCUCAAGCCAUUUCCGGUACAACCGCCAACUCUGCAUCGGAGCUGGAUCCUCUCCUAAUGCGAUUGAGUAUCGCUGGGGCUUUCGCGGACGCGAACGUCACUUUGAAAUACAUAUCUCGUCAAGGUGAAAGUUCGGAAGCUCUGGUCAGGUUUCAUACGCAACUUGGCCCGGAGGGCUCUGGCAAACUCAGCAGAGUAUUCCCAGCCCUAUCCCACGAACUUGGACGGCGCGUUGAGAUCUUUACAUCUGCGGGGUUCAUUGAUCCAAAAGCUGUCAUCGAGCAGAUGCUCGAGGGCAAGCACAUUGAUUCUCUGGAAGCCAAGUACCGCCUUGAAGAUGUUCUUCUAAAAAUCAACCUUGCCCACUUUGCUCAUGCGAUGGUGGAAGCCUCAGGACCAGGACAUUUGCAGGUUAUUCUCCAUAACAUCGUCAGGUCUUUCCCUCUACCAUUUGCUACGGGAUUCGAAGAGGGCUCUGUCCAGCCAGGGGCAACGACGCUUAUAGACUGUAUGAUGACGCUUGUCUUGGACAUUAAGACGCAAAUCGUCUUAGCCAUCCUUGCCGAGACUAGCAUUGACCCAGAGGGGAUAAUAGGACCACAAUUCUUCGAAGCUCCAAGCGCCGAAACCCAGGACUGGGACAUCGACUACCUGCUCGUGGAUGGCAGGAUCAAAAAAGUCUGCGACCAAAUCGACCGAGAUCGCAGCCUGAGGACGAAAUACGUGAACCUUACCCGUGAGAGGCUUAAGGCCAUACGGGAGCAGCUCGAUCCCGAAGAAGAUGAGGACUGCGAGAACUUGCAGGACGCAUUUCCUUGGAAGGAUUUUGUUGCCAACGCUCUUCGAUUCGUCCAAUUGCGCGAUGCGGAGCUCACUAAGAGAAUCAAGGCCCAAGGUGGUGCGGAUCGGAUCAUCGAGGGGUUCAAGAACCAAGUUGACCCACCCAAGGACGAGGAAGAUGAGGAGGACGAGGAGGAUGUCGAAGAAUUACAGGACCAAGUUGGAGAGGAACCGCCGCGGGUCAUCUUCCAAGAACAGUCAGACGAAGACCGUCUUUCUACCCGCGAUCGGUCGGAGAGCCUUCCGCAGCUAGAUACGGUCUUGCAAAAGGGAUCCCGGCAUCCACCGCCUCCAUCCGCUGAACCGGAAGUGCGAGUAGAUGCGAUGGAGGUGGAGGAGCCUGUCCCUCAGGUAAGAACUACAGCUAUCAAGACCUCUCCAGUACGAAGGCUUCAUGCCACCGCCUCACCUGCCCGGAGCCUUCAACCGACCGCUUCUCCGCCAAGUGGCCAGGCUACCUCCGCCUCCCUAGCAAGGAACCAACAAGAUGUUCGCUCCCCAGUAAGGAGCAUCUCCGCCACUGACUUCGCUAUGCGCGUCGCCCGAGCGAGCACCCAACCCAGCCACCCACCGGAGAGUGAGAAGGAGAACCAACGUCGCAAAUUCAUUGAUCGCCAACCGGGCGCCUCCCGUGUUCAGUUCGAUGCUACGCAGGACGUGCUGACCGAAGGAGCCGGCCCUGUUCAACAUGGACCAUCCACCACCGCCCUCGGUAAGCGUCGCCGUGAGGACGGACAGGGCGAUGAUGAUGAUGGCGACUAUGAAGAGGAGGACGAUGAGGAUGAAUACCAGGAGGACACCCGCAAUUCGUCGCCGGCCCGCCGACGCAGGUUGCCUGGCAUUGAUGGCUACCGAGUACCCUCGUCCACCGCCCCAGCUUCGUCGGGACUCGAAAGUUCGUGGCGUUCGCCUGGUUCGGAUGGCGAACGGGUCAUGGCUCACGGAACGGCGGGACGGCGUACGGGAUCCAUUGUAGUCCAGGGGGGUCGAAGGCUGGCGCAGAGGACAGUCAGGAAGCAGUCGAAGCGAUGGACGGUUGUGGAAAUGGAUCAGCUGAAGCGGCUGAUGGCAAGACACAAGGGUGCAUGGAGGAUGAUGAAGCGGGAAGAUGAGGACACCGACAACAUCCUCGAAGAUCGGGACGAUGGAGCGCUGAAGGACAAGGCGAGGAUUAUGAGGUAUCACAUGGAGCGGACGCAGGAGAGAUGCGCACCGGGAUUUGUCCACGCCCCGCUGAGGACGGAACAUAGAAGAAUAUUGGAGAGAGAUUUCCCUGACAGGACAUUCCUCUAAUAUAUAAAGGACUGGACAGAAGACUAACCGGGAGAUGAUUGCUGUGUCUUGGGCGUCGUUUUUUAGUGCGCAGUUCUACGCUGGAAUUUAUAGCGGCCCUCACUCUCGCCUUGUUA